CGAUGUCAAUAGCGUCAGACGUCAGAAAAAAGAUAAACGUAGAAGAAUUACAAAAGAUUCAAGAUAUUUACUAAUAUUACUUUACAAAGUGAUUCCUUAAUUCACACUUGUCUUUUACAUGGAUAAGUCAUUAAUAAACAUAUCUUGAUAUAUUGUUUUUGUUCUAAAAUGGUUGAAGAAGACGAAUACGCUUGUGUAAACAGAUCGCAGUUAAAAAUUAAGGAUAAUUCUGGAAUUAAAAAGAAAAAGAAGAAGAAAUCGAGUAAAGAAACGGAAAAGGCUAUUGAGAAUGAAGUGAAAGAACAAAUAAAACAACAGAAAAGCAGUAAUGAAAAGACAAAAGCUGAGCUUGCUUUCUUAAAGAUGCAGGAAAAAAUGAAAAAACAAAGAAUUCAACAAAAAGCUGAGAUGACUCACAAACAAAGAGUAGAGAAGUUCAACCAACAUUUGGACAGCUUGACGGAGCACUUUGAUAUUCCUAAAGUUUCCUGGACAAAAUAGUUACACUUUUCAAUAUUUGUAUAUUCAAGACUAAUUAAUUAAAAGUAAUUGGGUAGUUAUGAUUCUUACACCGUUGGCUUGCCAGUUACUUUGAGAAACCUUGGGCUACGAAUCACUUCCUAGCCAAUUAUUGUUUUAAAUGAAAAAAAUUCAAAAAACUUUAAUAAACAAA
Papilio machaon (common yellow swallowtail) is the source of this 673-nucleotide messenger RNA. RefSeq names its product protein FAM32A. NCBI's taxonomy places the organism in Eukaryota, Metazoa, Arthropoda, Insecta, Lepidoptera, Papilionidae. The record is from RefSeq and is a predicted model, not a curated record. Gene Ontology annotation, cellular component: nucleolus. The transcript has 2 exons. Bases 169 to 501 code for a protein of 110 amino acids.